Messenger RNA from Emiliania huxleyi CCMP1516, 668 nucleotides. RefSeq lists its product as hypothetical. The record is from RefSeq and is a predicted model, not a curated record. The transcript has 4 exons. Lineage: Eukaryota; Haptophyta; Isochrysidales; Noelaerhabdaceae. Bases 6 to 440 code for a protein of 144 amino acids.
GAAAAAUGUUAGGCUUUGCUCGGCGCGGCGCGGCUGUGCGGCGUCUCGCGACCGUCGCCGACAGCUCGCUCAAGGUCAACUUCAUCUUUGAGAAGCACAAGAAGCGAGUGACGGUGGCGGGAAUGGUCGGCUGGACGCUGCUGGAGACGGCAAAGCACCACGGGCUGCCCCUGCACGGCGCGCGCGCCGACUCGCCCUGGGACUAUGUGACGCUCGGCGAGGGUCCCGGCUCAGUCGAGGACCACAUUGUGCUUCCGGUGGCCGACUUUGAGAAGGUUGGCCCGUGCAGCUGGCAGGAGCAGGAGCUCCUCGAUGCCAGCGCCGCCGAUCACGUGCAGCCCAACUCGCGGCUGGCGUCGUGUGUUGUGCUGACCAAGGAGAUGGACGGCCUCACUGCGCUCGUGCCCGCCUCCAACGCGGACCUGAGCUCAUACAUGUGACCGGUGACCCGAGGUCUACUUUCGCGGCACACGGCCUGUUCUCGGCGCUUGGUAGGCCCACGUUUCAACAAUGCAGUACCAAGUAGCAAGUUUCUACAUUCUAGGGCGGUAGGGGAGAAUAACGACACUCUGUCACUGAGACUGACGCGCUCUAGGAGAUGAGAAAACGAGCUCGCGAGUAAUGCGGUUCGUUGGUAUCUCGUGUGUUUGCUAGCGUGUUCCUCUCAA